AUGUCAAUUCAAAUUCCAGAUAAAGCUUACGGUACUUUGUCCUUAACAUGGACCAAGACACCACCUCCAAGAGAAGAAUCUUUGAAGAUUUUAAAGUACCUUUAUGAGAAACACGGUGUUAGACAUUUCAAUGGGGGUAUGAUUUACCAAGUUGACCCAGCUUUCAACAAUCUUAAAUUGUUAGCAGAAUUCUUCAAAUCUUUUGAUUCUAGUGACUGUAUCUUGAGUUACAAAGGAGGUGUUGAUCCAGCAACUUAUCGUCCUUCCAGUUCUCCUGAGUUUUUAGAUAGUGAGUUCAAAGCGAUCGGAGAAGCUUUCGAAGGAACAGAUAAGAAACCAAAGAUCAUCUUCAACAUUGCCAGAAUCGACAAAUCUACCCCAAUUGAAGAUGUUGCUAAAUAUCUUGAUGCUAAAGUUGCUAAAGAUGAUUAUGUUGUAGGAUGGGGACUUAGUGAGGUCGGCCCUGAAACUUUGAAAAAAGCUAUCGCUAAUGGUAAAGUUUCUUUAUUAGAAUUAGAAUUUUCCAUGUUAACUCAAGAUAUCCUUGAAAUGGGAACUUUGAAAAUUGCUAGUGAAAACGAAAUUCCUAUCAUUUGUUACUCUCCAAUAGGAAGAGGUUUAUUAACCGAAAAAGGUGUUUCACCUGGAUUUUUAGAGUCAUUAGCUCCUACUGAUGGAAGAAUUAUUGGUGGACUUGAAAGAUUUAAGCCUGAAAAUUAUGAAGCCAAUCAUAAAUACCUCAAGGAAUUACAUGAUUAUGCUCAUGAAAAGAAGAAUUGUACCUUAGAACAACUUGCUUUAGGAUAUCUUUCCAGUAUGACAGGAAAAGAAAACUUCAAAGGUAUCGCAAAAGUCACCAAGCUUGUUCCAUUACCUGGAUCUGCUAAAAUUGCUAACAUUGAUCAACUUUACGACAGUGUCGAAUUAACUGCCCAAGAGUUGUUAGAGGUUCAAGAAAUUAUCGACAGCAACACUGUACAAGGUGCUAGAUAUAAUGCCAGAUUAGCUCCUUUAUUACACGGUUAA
Yamadazyma jaroonii is the source of this 1026-nucleotide messenger RNA. NCBI's taxonomy places the organism in Eukaryota, Fungi, Ascomycota, Pichiomycetes, Serinales, Debaryomycetaceae. The record is from the annotation of a GenBank genome assembly.